This is a messenger RNA of Oikopleura dioica, 1437 nucleotides long. The record is from the annotation of a GenBank genome assembly. NCBI's taxonomy places the organism in Eukaryota, Metazoa, Chordata, Appendicularia, Copelata, Oikopleuridae.
AUGCCAAGUCGUCUAAUAGUGACAUGUGUAGUCGGAAUUCUUGUCUUCGGAGCUCUGGUCGCAACAAUUAUAACUCCGAUUUUUCUCAGAAAAAAUCAGGAUGCAAAAACAACAAGUGCCUCAACCACGAAGUCCACAACAAUAACAACGACCACAACUACAACGACAAGCACAGUCAUUACCUGCGAAGCCCAUUCUUGUCAGAAUGGGGGAAUUUGUGAAGAAACCAACGACUCAAUUUUUUGCGCUUGUCUGGAUGGUUUUUCUGGUGAUUUUUGCGAGAUCGGUCCUUGUCCAAACAAUCCCUGCGAGUACGGCGGAGCGUGUUCCUUUUUCAAUGGUAGUUUUGUGUGCUCGUGCUUAGAUGGCUUCUCUGGAGAGCGAUGCGAAACUACUCCUUGCUCCGGGGAUCCGUGUGAGGAUGAUGCGAUCUGUACAAUUACUGGAAACACUUAUGUUUGCUCUUGCAAAGAUUGGGCACACGGAGAAUCGUGCGUGAUAACUCAGUGUUCCUAUGAGCCUUGUAAAUAUGGAGAGUGCAUGUUGUUCGGAGAAAAGCAUCUAUGCAAGUGUCCUUCUGACAUGUUCUCCGGCCGGCGAUGCGAAAUUAACCCCUGCGAGCAAAACAGCAAUGAUGCAAGCAAACCACCAGCUUGCUUCAACGAUGGAGUCUGCUCAAUGGACGGCGAUGAUUUCAAGUGCGAUUGUCCCGAAUUUUACUCCGGAAAAAGGUGCGAAAUUCAUCCUUGCAUGGAUUUUCCUUGUCAAAAUGGAGGGGCCUGCGAAAUUACUGGUGACGACUCUUUCAUUUGUGAUUGUCCUCUGGGCGCUUCUGGAAAUACUUGUGAAGAAAUAACGGAAACAACAAAUAAGUGCUUCGAUCUUGAGUGCGACGGAGUUUGCCUUGAAAUGAAAGACGGACAACCCAAGUGCUUUGGAAACUCACUCGUUGGCUUCGUCAACAAUGAUGAUUUUAAUUACACGAUGAGUUGUGGUCCGAUUCAUGGUUCGACGAUGGCCACUUCACCUGAAAUCAAAAUCCAUCAUUUCGAUAUCGUCCCGAGUUUUAGAAAAAAUGAAUACUUUAUCAACACUCAUGGCUGCGGUAACACAGGCAACUGCAGAGCUAGCUUUCCUAAAGGAAGGGUCUGUAAAUCUGAUAUUCGAAGCCGGGAAAAAAGAACCAGACUACAGAACCCUGAAAAGACAAGUCUUCUGAAGGUGGACUCGUUUUUCACCAAGAAAAAGAUGGAUGAUUGCUUUUGGACGAUCAAAGAUACUCUUGACCUAAACCUCGCUUGGAGAGCUCAAGAAAUAGAAUGUCCACCUGGAACCGGUGUCUGUUACUAUGUUAACGAGAUUGAGAUUCUUCGCUUCGAUGCCAACGACGAGCGUUUCCGAUGGACUCUUAGAUCGAAUGCAACGGAUCUUCUUUGA